Messenger RNA from Colossoma macropomum (tambaqui), 1487 nucleotides. RefSeq names its product Y box binding protein 1 (gene ybx1). The transcript is spliced from 8 exons. Gene Ontology annotation, cellular component: nucleus. The record is from RefSeq and is a predicted model, not a curated record. Gene Ontology annotation, biological process: regulation of gene expression. The coding region runs from base 153 to 1091 and encodes 312 amino acids. Lineage: Eukaryota; Metazoa; Chordata; Actinopteri; Characiformes; Serrasalmidae. Gene Ontology annotation, molecular function: nucleic acid binding.
GAUUCCGUCCAGUUCGAUCGGCAACGGGAGCGGAGAAAGGAAAGCUGAGAGCCCGAAGGCAGUAGCCCCCACCACCGCCGGCCCAAGUUACCAUCUAGCACCGGGAAAAUACACUAGAGAGCCACCGCCGGCUUUACCAACAAGGAACCACCAUGAGCAGCGAGGCCGAAACACAGCAGCCGCCGCAGCCUGCCGCCGACGCGGAGAGCCCGUCCAACCCGGCAGCUGCAGCUACCGCGGGGGAUAAGAAGGUCAUCGCAACAAAGGUCCUGGGGACAGUGAAAUGGUUCAACGUAAGGAAUGGCUAUGGUUUCAUCAACAGGAAUGAUACAAAAGAAGAUGUCUUUGUACACCAGACUGCCAUAAAGAAGAAUAACCCAAGGAAAUACCUUCGCAGUGUUGGGGAUGGAGAGACUGUGGAGUUUGAUGUGGUUGAAGGGGAAAAGGGUGCUGAGGCAGCCAACGUUACCGGGCCUGGUGGUGUCCCCGUUCAAGGGAGCAAAUAUGCGGCCGACAGAAACCGGUACAGGCGGUACCCACGCAGGAGAGGGCCCCCUCGUGACUACCAGGAGAACUACCAGAGCGACGGGGAGGGAGAGGUGCGUGAGAAGAGGGAGGGCGGAGAGAGUGCACCUGAGGGCGACCAGCAGCAGCGAAAGCCCUCCUUCCCCGGCAGGCGACGCUAUCCCCCAUACUACGUCAGAAGGCGCUAUGGGCGCAGGCCCCCCUAUACCAACGCACCCCCCAGGGGAGAAAUGACCGAGAGUGGGGAAGGUGAUGAGAACCAGGGUGGACCAGACCAGGGCAACAAACCAGUGAGGCAGAACUACUACAGAGGCUUCCGACCAAGGUUCAGACCAAGGGGUCCACCCCGUCCCCGGCCGGCGCGGGAAGGGGAAGAGGACAAGGAGAACCAGGGUGAGGGCGGCCAAAAUCAGGAGCCCCGCCAGCGCCGCUAUCGCCGCAACUUCAACUACCGCCGCAGACGGGCCCAGACCACCAAGCCUCAGGACGGCAAGGACAGCAAGGCAGCCGAAGCAUCCGCUGACAAAUCAGCCGCUCCCGAAGCCGAACAAGGCGGGGCCGAGUAAAACAUCCGCUGCCGGCUUCACCAUCUUGCACCAUCCUGCCGGUUUUUGUCAACAAGAAGAAGAAGAAACAUCCAAGAUCUGAGCAAUAAGAACCAGAUUUGACCUGACGAUCGUCUAAGCUUGCAACAUGCGUUUGACCAGAUUACCACCGAUUGCCUGCAGAAUCUAUGCAGACCUGUUUUUUUUUUUCCAUUCUUUUUAUGUGACAGCUAAAAGUUUUGGGGAAACAGCAGAUGUUUUUCUAAAUCGGUCUUAAGUUUUUACACCAAAUGGUUUUUAAAAGAAGUAAUUUGAUAUCUGGUCAGUUUGACAUUUUUAAAUAACUUUUUAUGUAUCCAAACAUGAAUUUUAACAAAAGGCAAGCUCAAAAUAAAAGACAAAGACGAAGUUUCUCCA